Messenger RNA from Marmota flaviventris (yellow-bellied marmot), 1536 nucleotides. RefSeq names its product cyclic nucleotide binding domain containing 1 (gene Cnbd1). Lineage: Eukaryota; Metazoa; Chordata; Mammalia; Rodentia; Sciuridae. The record is from RefSeq and is a predicted model, not a curated record.
AUGCCCUUGUCUUCUCUUCCAGCAGCUAUUUUGUCUCACAUGAUAGCCAUUGACAAUGUGCCUCCUCCCCCACUUCGCAAGUUACCAAGCUUAAAAAUGCCUAAGAACAUUAAUUAUGGUCAGUUGGAUGUAUUAUGCCGCAUUAGAGGAAAAUAUGGCCAUUCUCACAGUAUGUUAGCAACUCAUGAGGCAUUUAUGGCACAAUAUCCUAAAAUAUUUCUGCACAAAGAACCCAGAUUGCCUAAAAUUUUCAAACCGGUGGAAGAAAGAAAGCUUAGGAAAGAGACAAGAGAAAGUCAACAACACCUUGAUGAUUCUCACAAUAUAGCUGUCCAUGUUCGAAAAGCACGUGGUGGCUCUACUUUAUAUGGAGAAAAAUAUACUCCAGAGAUGUUUGCAGAAUUUCUAGAUAUUGUAAGGAAACUGCCCAUUGAAAGAACGGCACACGAACACAAUGUUGUAUGGAAGAUGCUGAAGACAAUUCCAGAACUAACCUCACAGCUAAAAGAUGAGCAUCUGAGAACACUUAGUAAAAAUAUCAUUUCUGAAACCUGGAUCAAAGGCAGCACAGUGUACGGAAAUGAUGGAUUUUAUAUAAUACUGAAAGGCCAAGCUCGACCUCGCAUAAAAGUGUAUAAAAACCUGUUGGAAGACACUAAAUCAACAGCCUCUUUGCCAUCUCACAGCAGCUUUAUAUUUGAUGAAGACUUUCCAAAUUCUCUACUUUCUGGGUUGUACGUACCUUCACAUGACAUAGUGCUGGGACAAUUGAGUACUUUUGGAUCACUGAAGAUUACACCUGAGAUGGAAUUAGAAAUACAGUCAGUGGUGACAGAAGACAAUUGUGAAAUUCUUAAAAUCCCUGCAAAGGAAUAUGAAAAGUUAAAACUGGAAAAAGUAAAAAGUGAAAAUUUACAAAAGUUGAAAUUAAUCCGUAAGUGUCCUUAUUAUAUGGAAUGGUCUACUUUAUCCAUAUAUGUGCUAAUUCCACUUCUUAAAUGGAAAAAAUUUCCUCCAGGUCAUGUGAUUGUAAAAAGUGGAAAUAUCAUUUCUUUUGUGGCUUAUAUUCAUUCUGGAUAUUGUAACAUUUAUAGAAGUAUGAUAGGACUUAUGAAACUACAAACAAAGAAAGUGAAAAAAAUUCGAAAACUUGUUUAUAUGGGUACACUUAAGAAAAAUGAGUCAUUUGGUGAGAUCAGUGUUCUUCUUCAAGUUCCGUUCCCUUGCACAGUCAUUGCUGGAACAGAGGUCGAGGUGGCAAUCAUUGAGGAUAAAGACAUAUUGGGAAAAGAAUUAGACCAACUGACCCAGCAACUUAUGAUCCAAACUGCUAAAACAACUUUUGACCAUCUGACAGAAGAAGAUGUCAAAAAUGAAUAUCUGAAGAAGACAAAACAAAAGGAAUGGAAACAGUUAAAGGAUAAAACCAUGAAAAAUUGCCUGUUUUACAAUGGAAUUAUUCCAGGCUUUGGAAAAUGGAACCAUCACUGGACUAGCAUUCCAAGAAACCUCAAGGAUCCUCUAAUAAUUUAUUAA